Molecule: messenger RNA, 375 nt
Organism: Symbiodinium natans
Lineage: Eukaryota; Dinophyceae; Suessiales; Symbiodiniaceae
Source: the annotation of a GenBank genome assembly
AUGGAGGCAUCUGAAGUGGCCAAGAGUCCCAUCGAGUUCAUGGUGCGCUGGCACGAGGAGCCGGAAGGGCGGGCCCUCCGCUUCCGCUGCCAGAUCCACGAGACCUGGUCUCUGUGGAAGCAAAGGUGGUUUCAUGAGAUGGACACUCGAGUCCGCAAACCCUUGGCCGUGACGCCCACCACGGACGUCGAGAAGUUAGCCUCCGCGAUGGCCGUGUCCCACCGUAAGUUUGGCGGUGUGGCAUUGAAGCUGAACCCCAAGAAUGACACUGUCCUUUCCAUUGCGGCCAAAGCAUUGGCGACAACGCCGCGGAAAGCGCACAGAGAGGAGCCCGCCCCCCUCGAGCAUGAUACGGAAAGGGGCCCAUUUGCCUGA